Molecule: messenger RNA, 648 nt
Organism: Entamoeba dispar SAW760
Lineage: Eukaryota; Evosea; Mastigamoebida; Endamoebidae
Product: peflin, putative
Exons: 1
Coding region: 1-648 (215 amino acids)
Molecular function (GO): calcium ion binding
Source: RefSeq, a predicted model, not a curated record
AUGUCUUUGUUUGCUAUUCAAGCUGCUGCUGAUGCCUGGGUUGCUCAACAUAUUACUGCUGCAUAUCAAGCUGAUCCAUUAAUCCAAAGAGAAUGGUGGUAUCCACUUGCUACCUCAAUUUCAGGAACUGAAUUCAAAGAACUUCAAGAUUUCUUUGUUAAAACUGAUAAAGAUAAAUCAGGAUCACUUGAACUUGGUGAAUUAAAGAAAGCUAAAUUCCCAGGAGGAAUUAAAUUAGAUGAAGAUGCAUGCAGACACUUAAUGAGAAUUUUUGAUGUUGAUUUGUCUGGAUCAAUUGGAUUCUAUGAAUAUCUUGCAUUAAUGAAAUAUGUCAAAUUAACUACUGCAGUUUUCAAGAAAUUUGAUAAAGAUAAGAGUGGAAAUCUUGAUGAACAAGAAAUUUAUGCUGCACUUCCAGAACUUGGAUUUGAUCUUAAUAUGAAAGCAUGCAAGAUUUUAAUUCAAUUAUGUGGAAAGGGUCUUCUCACUAAGAAGAUUCAAAUCUCACAAUUCAUUGGUUGUGCUGCUUAUCUUGGACAAAUUAGAACCAUUUAUCAACAUGGUUUUAAACAAGCUCAAGGUGAUUUCAAUAGAGCUAAUUUCUCUAAGUUCAUGAACUUGACAAUGAUGUUGAUGGAUGAUGCUUAA